This is a messenger RNA of Trypanosoma grayi, 3612 nucleotides long. RefSeq lists its product as hypothetical. The record is from RefSeq and is a predicted model, not a curated record. The coding region runs from base 1 to 3612 and encodes 1203 amino acids. The transcript has a single exon. Gene Ontology annotation, cellular component: spindle pole. Lineage: Eukaryota; Euglenozoa; Kinetoplastea; Trypanosomatida; Trypanosomatidae. Gene Ontology annotation, molecular function: protein binding. Gene Ontology annotation, biological process: spindle organization; mitotic cell cycle; establishment of meiotic spindle localization.
AUGAUGCACGGCCUUACGUACCCCAAGGUGGAGGCAAAACAACAACGGCUGCCGCUGAUGGGCACGGCACAACUUCCGUCACUCGAGUCGUCGGAUAAAAAAAAUCCAAUGGAAACGGGGAGAAGGCAGAGAAUGCCGGUGGUUGGAGCAACAGACUCAUCGUCGUCGUCCUCGUCGAGAGGCAAAAAAGGCCGCAGUAGCGGAAGAAGUUCAGAUAGGAGUGGAGCGAGGUCCGCCGCCUCCGUCGAGACCAUCAUGGAGAUGAACAAGGAGGCGAUGGCGCUUCUGAGGGACGGGAAGAAGAAGGCAAGCCACGACAUGCUUCAAGCCGCGCUUUCAGCUGCCGAGUCGGGUGUUCGCCGGAUUCAACGGCAAUCAGAUGCGUCUCGGGCAGGCGUUCAGGAGCAGCGUGACGCUUGGCUUCUCGCAUUUGCAACGACGCUCAGCAAUUUGGGCUGUGUGCGGCGCCGGGAUAACAAGCUGCACGACGCACUGCGCUACCUGCAGGACGCGCGAGAAGUGGAGGCGCAGGUAUUUGGCAAGCCAUCGUGCUCAACAAUGGUGAAUCUCUCCGCGGUGCUGCUGGGCGUCGGGUCGGCGGAGGAGGCACUACGCAUCGCCCGUGACUGUGUGGUCGCGUCGGAAGACAGUGACCCGAUGCUGCACAUCAUCGCGCUGCACAACUACGGCGUGACGCUGAGUCAACACCCCGCCGAAGACACGCGGCAGUCAGCGGCGUCUGUUCUCAUGAAGGCGCUGCGGCAGUCGCAGUCGCACCUCGGCGAGGAGCACCCCACCACCGUCCUCAUCCGCGAGCGCUGUGGCAUGUCGCUGCGGAAUCCACCACAGAGCGGCACGGUCGCCGCGCCGCAAGCCAAAAAAACGAGCAGCCAGGCCCCGCCCGCCGGUCACGUCCUGCCGCCCAUCGCCCCGAUUUCGGUUCAGCGCUUACAGGCGAAGGAGGCGAUGCAGUCACUCGACUACGGCACCAUGCCCUUGACCGCAACAUCCUCUGCCCCAUCGGAGCGGCAGACGGCAUCGUUGUCUUCACUUGCCGCGUCGCUGAAAGAAAUGGUUGGUUCCGGGACGAUGCGGCCAGCACCGGUCCUUCCACCCAUUACGUCUGACUCUGUAGCUAACGACACACAGACAGAACCCCCCGCCCGCCGCUCAACACCAAAUGUCCCAGCCUCCGUCUCCUGUGUGGUGGCUGGCGAAGCCCAGUUGCUGCAGAAGUCUUUGCAGAUGGAUCUAGUGCCUGUGAUUUUGUCAACAGUAACUGAGACAUGCGUUAGGCGUGGGGAACUUCCUGAGGGAGACGUAAGUGAUACCGUCACUGUGACGAAGGUUGAGGUGGAUGAGUUGGAAGAAAAUGAAGCCACAGUCUUACCUUCUGAUGUGAAGGAAAUUCUGAGGAAAGAGGAGAAGGAGGAGGAGGAGGAGGAGGAGGAGCACAAAAGUGAGAGUCAUGGGGAGAGGCAAGACAGCGAAGAGGCGGACACUUUUCAUGUCGAUGCCUUGGGCGCGACGAGACGACCCGUCCGAAAUGCUAUUCCUGGGGGUUUCUUCGUCAUUGCUUCGCACAGCGCAGAAAUGCAGCCAUCGUUCCUCCGCUUCGCACCACCAGAGACCCCGGCAUCACUACCACUAGAAGAAGGAGAAGCAGCAAGAAAGGCUUCCGCAUGCUCUCCUACAACCCAACAUUCCAGUCGUGACUCCAAGUCAUCUGUUAAGCCGCCCCCAUCAAGGUCUGAAAGGGAGAAGUUAUUCACCGACUCUGACGAGGAGAUACUGGGAAAAGAAACGGAGGAGGGGGAUGAAGAGACGAGCAGUUCCGAAAAGCCGAAGGAGAAUAUGGGGGCCCAUGUAUUAGGUAAUAUACGAGAAACCGUUGUCAAAACCAUCGGUGUCAGUGCUGUAAUGCGCCGUGCCGAGCGCAUGCAGAAGGAACGCGAAGAAGAAGAGGCGUUGCGCUCUCGUUUACGCCAAGAGGCCGAAGAGAAGGCCAAGAAGGAGUACUUUGAGCGCAAGCUUAGUUUCAUUAUCUCCCGUACUAGAAAUACAGCGGCUAGUAAGAUUCAGUACACGUGGCUCAUGUGGUGGAAUAGUGUGGGGAAGCGGCGGCGCGAGCUGCUGCGCAAGCGUGAGGAGGAAAAGGCUCGUCGUGAACGUUCACGGCAGGCGCUGCUCGACCAUGAGCGGCGCGUUGAAGAGGCGUUGCGGCAAAAGAAACGACCGGCACAGGCUGUUGUCGCAGUGAUUCCGUCGGUAAUACACUGUGGAAAGAAGUGGCUGGAGAGGACGGCGUGUGUGCGUUACCUAGCGCGACGUGGCAUCCCGCGCGAAGACCGCAACGAGGCCUUCUUCUUGCGGAGUGUUGCCAAGAUUCAGGCGGCAUGGCGAGGGGUUUCCACCAGACAGCGGGUCCGAGACAUGCUUGCUGUACGAGCGGAGACGUUGUUAUUGAAGCAGGAGAUCGAACCCCGGGAAUAUGCGGCAAUUGUCAUACAAAUGUUUGUUCGUCGCGUAUUUGCGAGGAUGACUAAACGACGCAAUCUUGUGGAGCGGUAUGGGCCACCUACAACGCUUAUUCAGAAGUGGUUCAGGCAGACCAUGCUUCGUCGGCGCGCGCUUGGCAUUGAUCGGGUGUCUAGGUGGCGCAAGGAGUACUCGGCGCGCCUAAUUCAGCGGGCGUGGCGUGCAUACCUCAGCCGACUCGCUCAUUUCAUGGCGCUUCUGCGAUAUCAGCUCGACGAGGACCGACGACGCGAGCGCACUGCCGCAAAGUUGCUCCAGCGCAUCGGUCGUGGGUGGAUCUGUAGACAGUACAUGACGAGAACACGGCUGCGAAAUACACACUACCAGACUGUCACGCACACCCUCAAGUGGGGCAAUGACGGCGCAGGCACCGAAAAGAAGGAUUUUUUGGAAUCCGCCUCUGCUGCUGUUGUGCCGCCCGCAGCCGCGGUGUACGUCCCCACCCCCGUGGAGGAGGUGGAGCAGAUAGCCCAGAUGGAGCGGGACAAGUAUCACAUUGGCAUAUUUGUUGACACUGUUGCAGCACGUGAGCGGGAGGCGUGGGCGGAGGCUCUUCGCCUGCGCCCCUUUGAGGUGCUGCGUCGCCGCGCGCACGAGGACCACCUGUGCGAGCUGGAGCUCAACGCUUCCCGGCGGGAACGUGCGGCGGUGAAGAUACAAACCGAGUUCCGCCGCUGGCUGCGCAUUCGGGACGGGCCGUGGCGCGACAACACACUGCUGCUAAUUAGUCGUGGUCGCUACCAGGAGGCGUGCUACGGGCGAAAGGUUGAAAUGGUUCGGCACCGGCGUGAGCAACAGGCAGGGCGCGAGAUCUUCGGCGAGCAAACAGCGCCUAUGCGGGAAAUGCGGGUAGAAGUACAAGAGGAACUGCGUGAGGUGCAGCCACUGGUGCGCACACAUGUUCCUCACGAGGAGGUGCGAACUCGCACAGAGCGCUACACGGUUGAAAUGGAACUGCAGCGCGAUGAGCUGGUGGUGGAGCAGCAAAUGACUUCUGAUAUGUUUGGUCGCAAACGAGAAUCCAGGCAGCGUCGAAUGAUUGAGGCGUCACCAACGCCACAAACAAUGUAUUGA